This is a messenger RNA of Neurospora tetraspora, 1427 nucleotides long. RefSeq lists its product as uncharacterized. The coding region runs from base 412 to 1188 and encodes 258 amino acids. Lineage: Eukaryota; Fungi; Ascomycota; Sordariomycetes; Sordariales; Sordariaceae. The transcript has a single exon. The record is from RefSeq and is a predicted model, not a curated record.
CUACCACACCGGGAACCGGCCACUCCUCAGCCAUCAAUGCCCUCAAGUCUUCCCUCUAUGGCGGAAGGCCAGCCAGCCCCCCCUCGCCGCCACCUGUAGGCAGCUACCACGCCAACGUUUGGCCUUUCUCGAACCGGAGCUCAGCUGCGAGCCCCAACAACUCGUACUCGAACCAGCAGUCCGGUUUCUUCCCUUCUACGUACGACGGCCAUUACUAUGGCGGUAUGGGAGAUGCCUACAAUGACCGACCGCUACCAAGCCGCAGGCCGGGGAUUUACUCGAGGCCAAAGAGCAUUGAGCUUGUCACCCCCUUGGUAGGGAGGUAACAAGGCAGGACACACACAGCAGUCAUGUGAGCGAUGAGGGGGCGGGUAAGAGGAUGCGGAUGUCCUUGGUUUCCCAUCCGAGAGGAUGCAUGGUGCCGCAGCUAUGCUCGGGAGUCAGUUUUCCCAUCUUUCGUCAUGGACGAUGCAGUUUGUUUUCCAUUGCAUGGGAAAGUGUGGGGGACCGCGGAAUUGGGGAAGGAACGAACCGAAAAUCAACAACGCAGACGACCAGUGCCACCAGAAGGACACUAGUGCGUGGGGGUUCGAAACCUGGAACCUCUCGGCAGACUUUAUCGCGAUCAGUUGGUCGGAUGUCGUCGUUUUCGUGGGGUUGAUGUUCGCUCUUGCCUUCAAGUCUUUGCUUCUUCUGCUUCUGCUUCCGCUGUGGCAGUUGCGACCAAUCACUUCUCGAAUCACCCUCUUCACCGGUGAAGGAAGCAUAAAAGCACUUUUCUUUUCUUUUCUCGAACAUCAUUCUUUUUCUUAUCAAGCAUUUUACUGGUUACACCUACCUGUCAUUGGUAUACCAGAUCUGGACAUGGACACAUCAAAAAACCGGUGUUGUUUUGGGUGGGUUGGAUAUCGUCUGCGUUUUUGCAUUUUCUUCACCAAAUUCAUUGUCUCUCUAGUUAUUUCUUGUCAUUGGAGUGUUCGGCGGCGCAUUUUUGGGGUAUUUUGGAAUCGGAACAAAAGUCUUCACGAGACAGGACAGGACAGGCAGGCGGAACUCAUGAAGAAACAGAAGAAAGAGAAAGAACAUCCCACUCACUCUCUCAUAGCUCUCACGGGCGGCGGCGGCGAUCACGCAAAAGAAGAGAAAUCGAGAAAAGGCAUUGUACAUCAUUUUUCGGCUAAUGUUUAAGCAUUUUUUGUGUUUGUUGAUCAUCAUCAUCAUUAUCAUCAUCAGAAACGGGUCAUUCGGGAUCAUGGGACACAACGGGACGGAACGUGUACACAUUUCUUCAUAAGCAGGCACGCAUUCAUGGUUUUUAGAUGGAGGUCAUCUCUGCUGUUUUAGUUGUUGAUUGCAUUUACGGCUAUCGUAUAUCAUGAGGAGAAUCAAACAAUAUCACCACUCAGUCACCACUGUCUUCAGAUUCU